This is a messenger RNA of Brassica oleracea var. oleracea, 1101 nucleotides long. RefSeq names its product splicing factor U2af large subunit A. Gene Ontology annotation, cellular component: U2-type prespliceosome; commitment complex; U2AF complex. Gene Ontology annotation, biological process: mRNA processing. NCBI's taxonomy places the organism in Eukaryota, Viridiplantae, Streptophyta, Magnoliopsida, Brassicales, Brassicaceae. The record is from RefSeq and is a predicted model, not a curated record. Gene Ontology annotation, molecular function: poly-pyrimidine tract binding; pre-mRNA 3'-splice site binding.
AUGUGGACUGUUUAUGACCAUAUAAGCGUCCCACAGGCGUUUGGGGGACUCCCUAUGAUGCCAAUCCAGGCUAUGACACAGCAGGCGACUAGGCAUGCUCGCAGAGUAUAUGUUGGUGGCCUUUCCCCUCAAGCAAAUGAACAGUCAGUGGCUACUUUUUUUAGUCAAGUUAUGGCUGCUGUUGGUGGAAACACUGCUGGUCCAGGUGAUGCUGUUGUUAAUGUUUACAUAAACCAUGAGAAGAAGUUUGCUUUCGUGGAGAUGCAUUCUGUUGAAGAGGCAAGUAACGCAAUGUCUUUGGAUGAGAUUAUAUUUGAGGGAGCUCCAGUGAAGGUGAGAAGACCUAGUGACUAUAACCCAUCUCUAGCUGCAUCACUUGGUCCAAGCCACCCCAGCCCUCAUCUAAACUUAGCUGCCGUUGGUCUGACUCCAGGUACUUCUGGUGGGCUCGAGGGCCCAGACCGUAUUUUCGUCGGUGGGCUUCCUUACUACUUCACCGAGCUGCAAGUCAGGGAGCUGCUGGAGAGCUUUGGCGCCCUCAAGGGCUUUGAUCUCGUGAAAGAUAGAGAAAAUGGCAACUCUAAAGGAUACGCUUUCUGCGUCUACCAAGAUGUAGCUGUUACAGACAUCGCGUGCGCUGCCCUAAACGGCAUCAAAAUGGGAGAUAAGACGCUUACCGUGAGACGUGCGAACCAAGGAACAAUGCAACCGUCGAAGCCUGAGCAGGAGAGUAUAUUGUUGCAUGCACAACAGCAGAUUGCUUUUCAGGUGAAUAUGUUGCAGCCGGGACCAGUGGCAACAACAGUUGUAUGUUUGACUCAAGUUGUUAAUGAGGAUGAGCUUAGAGACGACGAGGAGUUUGAAGAUAUCAUGGAUGACAUGAGGCAAGAAGGCGGCAAGUUUGGUGCGUUGACCAACGUUGUGAUUCCGCGUCCCAGUCCCAGCGGUGAGCCAGUUGCUGGCCUUGGCAAGGUGUUCUUGAAGUAUGGUGAUACUGAUGGAUCGUCAAGGGCAAGAAGCGGGAUGAAUGGUAGAAAGUUUGGAGGGAACGAAGUGGUUGCUGUGUUCUACAAGUUUGAUCAGGGAGACUAUGGAGCCUGA